Molecule: messenger RNA, 1999 nt
Organism: Trematosphaeria pertusa
Lineage: Eukaryota; Fungi; Ascomycota; Dothideomycetes; Pleosporales; Trematosphaeriaceae
Exons: 2
Coding region: 155-1891 (578 amino acids)
Source: RefSeq, a predicted model, not a curated record
CAAAGCAAAUCCCAGACGUCCCAUCAAUCGAGCAUUGGAGAACACGACAACGCACCCAAAGCCAUUCGGUCCCUAAACUUACGAGAUCAGGAGAAGAGAUAUAAAGACCUUCGCAUUCAAGUGUCUCUCUAGAAGCAGCCUAUCUCCCACCAAAAUGACCGAGAAAAAAGCCCUCAGCAUCGACCCAAACGAAUACCCCUACCUCAGCCAAGUAGACAAGCUAAAGUUCAGCUACCCCGCCCUCGGCGUCCUCGUCCACCGGUUGCUCAACAAAAACGAGGAAGGCCGGCAAAUCGUCGCCCGCUACUGCGAAGAGCAGAACGGCAAGCGUCCACCCGGUCGCUGCUGCGUGCUGGAAUUCCGGACGCCGGCUGCUGCCACGGGAGAUGCGUGGGUGCGCAAGGAGUAUCUCAACGAUGAGGUCAGCAUGCGGAAAUACCUCGAGAAGCACAGUCCCGUAGCCGCGGGGAGGAAGAACGCAUCACAUGACGACGACGACGACGACUGCCAUCACCGACUGUACAUCCUCGAAGACCUGGCGCCGGAAUACGUCGACCUCUUGGGCAAGCAUCUGCGUGUAGAUCCGCUCGUUUUCGCAUCCCAGAUCAAUUCGUGGAGAUUCUCGAACACGGGGACGGUCGGGCAGCGGACGCUGCCGUCGCUCAGCGACGCGCGGCAGGCGUUCACGGUGCGCUAUCCCGAGCUCCGGAGCUUCAGGAAUAUCCUGGAUGACUGGCGGUGGACGUUUGCGGUGAACAGGAGGAAGAUCGACCCCUGGUUUCCGAUCGAGGGGGGACGGGUGGAUAUGAACGACGAGGUUGCGCUGGUCAGACGGUGUGUGUCGUUCUGGGUCGAUAAUCCGCGGUCGGCUGCGGAUGGGUGGAAUGCGUUGCUCUUGGUCGAUCCGCCGGUUGAUGCGUAUAAGGAUCCAGUCGUCCGCGACGCCAGAGGAGGUAUGGUGACCUACCGCGUCCUGAAGAAGCAGCCUCGCGCAAAGAACCAGAAAGACCUCCACUACGAAGCAGCCCUGCACUCCAGCCGGCCCUUCCACUUCGGGCACCCAGACCCCCUACCCAUCUCGCAGGCGCUAAAAUUCACCGCCGCCGGCUCCAGCACCGGCAAGCCCGUGUACCGCAAGAAAGCCUCCCUCUUCGACGAAACGAUCCUGUAUUGGACGCAAAACGACAACUCCGCCCUGAUACUCUCCGCGCUAGAAAGCCCAUGCAACGCCUCAUUCUACGCGCUAAAAAUCGCCGCCUACCACUGGACCAACCUGCUCGAGCUGAUCCUGCUGACGCUCAACCAGGGCGAGUUCGUCGCCGACGAGGAGCGCCACCCCGCGCGCUACGUCAGCGAGCUGUUCGCCAACAACCACGCGCUGUGGAAGCGCAAGAUCGCCGGGCUCUACGAGGCCAUCUGGUACUUCAACAUCUUCCGCCGCCGCCUGGCGUUCUUCGAGGACGAUCUCGACCUCGCCCUCGAGCGCCUGAAUCCGCAUGAUGCCUACGUCGAUGGUCUCCCGUCAGCCCUGAGGGACGCGACGAUCGACUUCAAAGCCCUGCUCGCGCGGCUCAGGCUGUACAAAGCGCGCGCGGACGCGCUGGGCUCGACGGCGGAUGAGAUUGUUAACAUGCGCGGGGCGGCGAAGAGCCUGGACGAUAGCGCGUUCAACCUGCGUCUUGCGAUCUUCGCCGCAGUCGUGUUUCCGGGGACGUUUGUGGCUGCUAUUUUCGGGAUGUCGGAUGGGUUUAAGCCGGGCGACGGGCGGUUCUGGAUCUUUUGGGUGGUGUCGAUUCCACUGAUUGUGUUGAUGGUGGGGGUGGUUGCGGGAUGGGGCCGCCGGUUUGGCGAUCUGUGGCCGACUUUGUCGAGGAAUAAAGCGAGUAAGUGAGGGCGGGAAACAUGGUCUUCAUCCUGUGUAAAGAGGGCUCUUCGUCACGCCGACUCUCACGGGCGGUGGUGGUGGCUUUAAGCCAAAGGCCUUGCACCUCCGAGGGGU